AUGGCUAGCAAGAAAGUAGUGGUUCCAUGCAUUGUAGUCUUGUGUCUCCUCAUGGUGUUUGGAGGUUUUGGACGUGCUCAAGCUGUUUUGAAUCAGUCAGUUAGGGCUUUCUUUGUGUUUGGAGAUUCACUUGUUGAUGCUGGCAACAACGAUUUCUUAGCCACCGCUGCUCGAGCUGACAAGCCGCCGUAUGGCAUCGAUUAUCCUACUCACAAGGCGACCGGAAGGUUCUCUAAUGGACUCAACAUUGCUGAUAUUAUCAGUGAGAAAAUCGGCGCUGAACCGGCAUUGCCAUGCUUGCAUCCCCUUCUCCAAGGAGAUCGGCUGCUUAUUGGUGCCAAUUUUGCUUCUGCUGGAGUUGGAAUCCUCAACGACACUGGUAUUCAGUUUGUGGAUAUAAUCAGAAUGUUUCAGCAGUUGAAUUACUUCAAGCAGUACCAGCAACGGUUGAUUGCUCAUGUGGGAGCAGAUAAAGCUAAAGAGCUCGUAAAUGGAGCACUUUUUCUUGUGGUUGUUGGUGGAAAUGAUUUUGUGAACAACUAUUUCUUGGUGCCUCACUCUAUUAGAUCUAAACAAUUCUCUUUACAUGAUUAUGUUCCAUUUCUCAUAUCCGAGUUCAAACCAAUUCUCACUAGUUUAUAUGAUAUGGGGGCACGUAGGGUUCUAGUGACGGGGAACGGACCAUUGGGUUGCGCUCCGGCGGAAUUGGCGUUGCGGAGCAAGAACGGAGAGUGUGCGACGGAGCUACAACAAGCCGCCAACAUUUUUAACCCACAACUUAUUCAAAUGCUGAAGGAACUUAACACCAAUUACAAAAGUGACAUUUUUGUUGGGGUUAAUCUGGAUAUCUUGCAAGAUGAUUUCAUUACUGACCCUAAAAAAUAUGGAUUUACUACAUCAAAGAUUGCAUGUUGUGGGCAAGGACCAUAUAAUGGGCUUGGAUUCUGCAAUCCGACGUCGUUUGUGUGCGAAGACCGUAGCCAACAUGUGUUUUGGGAUCAAUAUCACCUAACUGAGAAAGCAAACAGGAUUGUGGUUGAUAAGAUCAUGACUGCUUCUACUGACUUCAUCUUCCCUAUGAAUCUCAGCACUAUCAUGGUGAUGGAUUCCAAAGUUUGA
This is a messenger RNA of Tripterygium wilfordii, 1119 nucleotides long. RefSeq names its product GDSL esterase/lipase At5g33370-like. The record is from RefSeq and is a predicted model, not a curated record. Bases 1 to 1119 code for a protein of 372 amino acids. NCBI's taxonomy places the organism in Eukaryota, Viridiplantae, Streptophyta, Magnoliopsida, Celastrales, Celastraceae. Gene Ontology annotation, molecular function: lipase activity. The transcript is spliced from 5 exons. Gene Ontology annotation, biological process: lipid metabolic process.